Molecule: messenger RNA, 5733 nt
Organism: Cyanidioschyzon merolae strain 10D
Lineage: Eukaryota; Rhodophyta; Bangiophyceae; Cyanidiales; Cyanidiaceae
Product: similar to Trithorax protein
Exons: 1
Coding region: 1-5733 (1910 amino acids)
Cellular component (GO): Set1C/COMPASS complex
Molecular function (GO): histone H3K4 methyltransferase activity; protein binding
Source: RefSeq, a predicted model, not a curated record
AUGCCACGACGCCUCUGUCCAAGGUCAAAGUCUGAGUUGUUACCGGCGAAUCCUCGUCGACGGAAGGAUGGAGCGCACGUUGCGGAUAGCGUACGCUGUGCACUGUGCGGCCUAGACCAGGACGCAAGCGGUAUAGAAGGUAAGUUACUGGGGCCACUGAAACCCAAACCACCAGCAAAGAAACCUAUUUAUGUACAUGAAGAGUGUGUGCGCUUCAGUGCCGAGUGUCAGGGUCGAAACGAAAUCGAUGAGCUCCUGGUGGGCUCUGUCGUGCGUCGGGGCAACUCGAUUCGCUGCAGUGUUUGUGGACAACCUGGUGGGACCAUCACCUGCGCUUACCGCAGUCCGAGAACCUGCUGGACGUACUACCACCUGCGCUGUGCACUGAAAGUUGGUGCUGCUGUGUGUAAGCGACGACGACAGGUUUUUUGUUGUCUUCACCGGAAGGACGCUGAGGAAUGUGGCUUUUUUAGGGGCUCGGAGCUUGCCACGCUCGAUGUGCCGGCCAGCGCUAAUCUGCUGGUUCAGUUAGAGGCUGUCAAGGGCCGUGCUGUUCGAAGAGACGCAUCCCCGAAUGGAUGCAUUGAUGCGAGCGUGUCCACUGCAAAGGAUCGACAGCAUCUGGCUGCAAAACGUCGGGAUGAAACGGCAAGUGCACCCCCAGAAUCAACCAAAGCGUCUUCUGAGCGAAGCGCUCGUAGAGCGCCGUCGCAGCGGCGCUUGAAGCGCGGCAACGGAGCAGCAGGUGUCGAGAAUGCUCAAGCAGUGUCUACGCAUUCAUGGACAAGUCGCGGACGACAGUCUGGUGCCCGCGAUUGGAAGCAAAUCGAGCACAACGAUAGCCGUGACGCUUUGCAGGUGUACAAUGAGCACGGCAUGGAUACCGGGCACGCUGUUCAAACAGCAACCGGGCGGAAGCAAUACCGCCACCGCCAUACCGGACUGGCAACCGCGACGCCAGCAGUGCCGUCUCCAGCAAACCGUGGACCUGCAUGGAAGAGGCACCCGCAGCGCAAGUCUCGCGUAUGCCGGGAGGUUUCUCAUAUCAUUGGCUCGCUAGCUGCGCCUGCUAGUUGGUAUUCACAGACGCCGCUGAUGCAGCAAAACACUUGUGACGAUGCGAGCACCAAGAGAAAGCGCUUGAUUAUGAAGAAAAUACAAACUGACGCCGCUCUUGUCCAGCGUGUCCCGGAAGUCUCGCCUGCGAACAUGGAACACCAGGGCGAGCGACUUCGCCCUCUGGCCACAUACAAUCCCGACAAACAACCUCGCAGUGGUGGAGAUGGUGGUAAGCGCUCUGAUCUCCAGCUCCACAGUCCAUUUUUGGCGAUUGAAACGGUCCCUGUGCGAGCGAGACGACCCACAAAGUCCAGGAAACGCCGUCCGGACGCUUGUCCGGAUACGCACCUUGUCAAUACAGCUUCUCGUCGACGCUUGCAGCAACAAGAUGCUGUAACAUCGCCGGAGCGAGCUCACUUGGCAUCUGCGCUGACCAGCAGUCCCGCUGCAUCGAACGAAAGCGCUGUGAAGGAUUUUGCGGAGCUUCGAGCCUCAUGCGCGUCCGAGUGUACCGUUGAACCGAGUUACGGCGCUCGUACAGGGCAGUCGAGGAAUGUCUCGCGUUGUUCGGUACCCGUCGAGGUGUACGAUCGUGAGGUGGCGACGCACACCGGUCCUUCCGGUGCUGGUGGCGGCGCUUCCGGGGACUCCAAAAACGCGCUCUCCUCUAGACAAGGCGGCCACUCAGUGGGGCAGGAGACUGGAGCGUCCCAGGUAAGCGCUGUGAUGCGGCUAAACUUUUCGAGAAAACUGCAGCAGCACGGCGGUGUACGUUUCGGCAGAGGGGAAUCAGCAAACGGGGAGCGCGCUUCCCGGCAGGUUCCGCAGGAUACUGCACUGCAGACACCUCGAGGCAGUGUUGUUGCCCAGGUUCAGUUUCGCGGUGAUGAUGCACUUGGUAAGCGCAAUUCGGUGACCGGCAGGCAAAGGAAGCGUCGUCACCACUCGGAGGCCACUACGGAGCAGGAGAAUUACCGCUUGUGGGAGCUCACACGAGAGCUUCAGUUCGGUGACUGUGAGCCAUUGUCCUGGGUAACGUUUGCGGAGCGCACGCUGGAGGCACUCGAACGCUCUCGGUUGCAUUCACGCCCGGAUGGGACCAAGAGGGCAAAGCGAGUAUCCGCUGUCACUGCAGACGCUCUGAUGACAGUAUCUACUCCAUCCGAGGGUACCAGUCUUGUCCAGAUGUCGCUGUCCGCGGCCGCUGCCACAGAGACGGCGCCAGCUGCAGGCUCUCAGGUGACUGCUUCCGAAAGUAACGUCCCGGGCAAGCCGGGUAGUCUGUUCGUUGCACCGUGUCGAACGCCAAGCGAACGCAUCGACUCAGGCUGCCAUGAUCGCUCCGUUGUCCACGAUGAGCGCGCACAACUCGAGUACCAGACUAACGCCCAGGUGAUGGGUGUGCUCGACUGGGAAGUACCUCCUCAACCUCAAGUCGAUCCGCUGAUUCCUUGCCGAAUUCUGAUUCCGCUCGAGCGGGAUGUUUGCGCGCUGUGUCAUGGCACCGUGGACGAAUCAGGCGCAUCGGCGCUCUUUUGCUGGCUUUGUGGCGAGGCGUAUCACGCGGAAUGCCAGCAUCAAGAGCAGCAGUACGAGUCGUCUUCAGGUCGGCUGCAUCUGCUGGACUUGGGUCCGAUUCGCGUGAUCCCGAAUUGUACCAGCUGCGCCGUCUCCAUACCACUGCCAUCUGUACCUGAAGCAGAAUCAUCCUGUCACCCUGCGGAUCGUCAAGGAACACCAACCGAAUCCAGUAUAGAACGGUCCGAACAGGUUCUAUGGAACACAGGAACCGAGCAUAACGACUCGGAGGUGCCUCUGGAGGUCGAUCACUCGAUGCAAGCGCCCUGUAUGGAUAACGAGGCCGUACCUGACUCCUCCGCGUUUGGCGCUGUGAAGCGCAGGCCACCUGUGUCGUUCGCUGCUGCCGGCGCUGCUUCUUUUGCCGCUUCUCGACGCAUCACCGGAGGCGGAGGCUCGGAGCGCGUUCCUUAUCCGGAGGUGGAUACCCCUGGACGUGCUUUGCCUUUGCCGAGGAAUUCGUACAGAGCCGGUGUCGAACAGGAGGCGGGCACCUAUGCAGCCGUUGCGUCAAAGAACACGGGACAGGAUGCCUCAGAAUCGAAUGCAUGGAAACGGGAUUCGAUGCAAGUUCUGCAGCGUGGUGAGCCAAGUUCCGUUCAGGAGCCUCCGUGGCUGCUGACGCUCUCGUCCGUACCGUGCGUUGUCUGCGGUCGGCGGCUGGAUAGCGGCCACGGCGGUGCUAUGCCACUGCUGCUUUGCGGUGAUUGUGAAGCAGCAGCAGCAGCAGCAGCAGCAGCAACCUCGAACGCAACCAGUACGCUUCCUGGCGAUCAGGUCAAGCGACAGCAUGUUCCCGGUACGCUGGCGGCAACGGGCCCUGCUUGCUCACGUUCGCCGAAGGUGAGCAGCUCCUCAGGCCAGGGGCGUGUCUCUGAGGCACCUCUUCUAGCGUGCAAUGCGGACGCUAUGGAAUCUGAGUGCGCAGACCCUUUACGAGACUGCCUCGCGGGAACGCGGUUGCGGGAUGUAUCGUGCGAGGCACAGCUACCAUUGGGCGCGUGCGCUUUGACGAGCGUGCAAGACGGAGCGUUCGCUUCGCACUUGGCCUCAGGUACGCGGAUAGAGGGCACCGAUCGGACGCCGCUCGUGAUGAAGCAGGAAAACUCCUUCGAAGCAGAACAUCUUCAUUCGCAAAACUCGGUGUAUAUCGAUGCGCACAUGAUGCUUGCGAAUUGUGAAGCAGAAACUGGAGUGCAGGAGAACACGGUGUGUUUGAUGGGGAACGAUACCUCACUAAGCCAAUACGGAACUCGUGACCCAGUGCCUGAAGUCACUGUCUGCCGGCCGCUGGGCCAGCGUGUAUCCGCCUCGUUUGGGGUUCAAGCGCCACAUGCUACACCAGAUGCGUUACAAGCAGAGCACCUAGUGUGGUCGCGUCUCUGUGCGGUUCCCGAUUGUCGGCGUUGUGCGCUAUGUGCUUGCCCCGAGCGAGGUGAAAGCGCGCAGCUCGGAUGUCUGGUGCCAUUGCGACUCUCCGAAAGCACCCUGCGCUGGAUUCACAUGGGCUGUUUGGCGCUGUCGACGCAAACGGGAGCCGGCCUUUCUCGCACGAUACAAGCUGCCUUGUCCAGAAAGUGUUCUGUGUGUCGUCGUACGGGUGCCUCUGUGUUCUGCUCUUUUUUGGGCUGUACCCAAGUCUUUCACGUACGCUGUGUAGCGACACAUGCUAACGCUGCUGGUGCUGAUGCUAUGUGGGAAUGCUCCGAUCAUCGCAGCCUGUGCUGGUGUUGGAAGCAUCGCUCGCUGCUUGGUCGCGAGGCGACAGCUGGACUUGCACCCUCGGGGUGGAGUUUUCCCUUUUCGAGUAUGGGUCACUCUUUGCCGUCGGAUGUACGCGGUUUGUCGCUAAAUGCGAGACCAGCAUUGCGAGUCGGUGCCUGGACACUGCUCGAUUACGGUGCGCUGGACUGCACAUCGCUGGAAUCGACAGAAGCUCAGUGGCGACUGCCGCCAGAUUGUUACCUAGCGCGGCGCUUUUGGAGUAUGAUCCGACCCUUUGAACGAACGCUUUACUUUAUCAGUUGCACAGCGGACGUAGCGCACGAGCCGCGGUACUCGCUGUGCGCUCUGGAUGCACCGCACGAUCGGUUAAGUGGCGUGUGCAUCACUGCGCUAUGGCACCAGAUGAUAUCCCGUGUGCUGCGGUUGUGGGCAGCGCGUCUUCCGGCGCGCUUGACGCAUCUUUUCACCAAGUGCAUCGCUGAACGAUCGACAGAAGAACGUCAGGCACUUGCGGAGCGCUUCUUUUGCCCUGUGCCGGUGCUGGUGCAGCACCUAGCCACGAGCAUGUUGGCGUCGGUGCCCGCGGAUACCUCUCCGGACCACGACGUCGGAGGUGCAUCCCCGACAGCGCGAUCCGCGGGCGCAGCACGUUGUUCCCUGUACUUGCGCCCGAGUAACGAGUCAAAAUGGAGUAAGCUUGCACCUGUGCAUCGAUCCCUGGAAGUGUUUGAGCGUGCGUUAGCGGGAGCAGCAUAUGACCCGCUCCUUGCACAGCGAUCAGCUGCAUCCGAUAUCCCGGGGUCUGCAGAGCGGGCGUGCAGCGCACUGCGAUCACGUCCAGAGCAGGAUCGUGUGCCUCCAAGGCGAGACGCCUGGCGAGUAGUCUCUGCAACGGCAACUGAUCGUCGGCUGUAUCGACAGAUGCAGCUCGAACACCGCAAGUACUGUGUUCCGUUGCGCUCUCGAAUCCACGGGUUCGGUUUGUUUGCGCGCUGUGACCUCCAAGCCGAUCAGAUGAUCGUUGAGUACGCUGGAGAGCGGAUUGCCUCACCAGUGGCCGACGUUCGGGAGCGCCACUACGAGCGCCGUGGCAUUGGGUGCUACAUGUUUCGUAUAGAUGCUGAUUGGGUGAUUGAUGCGACAAUGAUUGGGAGCGUCGCACGCUAUAUUAACCAUUCUUGUCGUCCGAAUUGCUACAGCGAAAUCCUGCGAAUCAGCGACGAACCGAAGCAGGAUGUGAUUGUUAUUCGCAGCGCUCGAGCGAUUAAACGCGGCGAGGAGCUGACCUACAACUACAUGUUCGACGUAGACAAUGCGAUGAAAAUCCCAUGUCUAUGCGGCGAGCCGGGUUGUGUCGGUUUCAUGAACUAG